CUUCGCGUCGUGCCAGGAGAGACUGUGGAAUCUCGCAGCCGUUCAGACAAGAGGAGUGACAACUUGCGAUGGCGAGAGCUCCGCGUCCGUCUGCUCCUCGCUCUUCCCGGUUCUCCGGUCGGAGGCGACAGCUGCUCGGCUGAGCUCCCCGCCGGCUCACUGCCCCCGUCGCCACAGGACGAGCUCGGCCGCCAACUCCUGCGCGAGCAGCUUGGACAUUCAAGGACAUUUUAACCGUUACCAUAGCUACUUUGGCCUUUCCCCCCCCUGUCGACAACGAUGUCGCCCGAUUUUGUAAACACGUUCAGAAACGGCGGCUGAAAUCAUGUGAUUUGAAAAAACUGAAAGGAAAAGAAUAAGCUGUCCAGGGGACUGAUGGUGUUUCUCAACGUGUCGCACCCGCAGCCCUUCCUCCGUCGAGGGGCCAAACAAGCGGUCGAGUGAAGGGAACCGGCGGCGGAGUUUCGAUGCGCUCAUCUCGUCAUCAUUUCCAGACCUCGUCGAGUCGGCGGCUGCUUGGAGCUGAAGGAGAACACCUUGUCGCCGGUGAACGCGCAGACGGACGGAGAGAGAGAGAGAAGAGAGAGAGAAGAGAGAGAGAGAGACAGAGAAGAGAGACAGAAGAGAGAGAGAGAGACAGAGAAGAGAGAGAGAGAGGCCGAUGAACUGGGAUUCGCCGAGUGCCGGAGUGUGUCCAAGCCGGCGGAGCUUUGUCUGCGUGCGCCAGCUCCAGGAAUCCUCAAUGUGGACAUCAGCUGGUGGUUUGACAAGUCACAUAUAGAAGCCCAGGAGUCUCUCCUCUCCCUUCUCCCCUUCCCUUCCCUCUGUCCCUCCCUUCCCUUGUCAGUCUUCUCCCUGAUCCUCCUUUCCCCCCUUCUCCAAGAGUCACGAUGCUUAUCAAGGAGUACCGCAUCCCCAUGCCCAUGAGUGUGGAGGAGUACCGCAUCGCCCAGCUCUAUAUGAUCCAGAAAAAAAGCAGAGAGGAGAGCUGUGGUGAAGGCAGCGGUGUGGAGAUCCUUGAGAAUAAGCCCUACACAGAUGGACCAGGUGGGAUAGGCCAGUACACCCACAAGGUCUACCACAUUGGCAUGCACAUUCCUAGCUGGUUCCGCUCCAUCUUGCCUAAAGCAGCACUGAGGGUUGAAGAGGAGUCCUGGAACGCCUACCCCUACACCCGCACCAGAUACACCUGUCCCUUUGUUGAGAAGUUCUCCAUUGACAUCGAAACCUACUACAAACCGGACACAGGGAACCAGGCGGAUGUCUUCAAUAUGUCUGCAGUCGAGAAAAGGCAGAGGAGUAUUGACCCAAUCGACAUAGUGACGGACCCCAUCGCCACUCAUGAGUACAAAGCAGAGGAGGACCCACGACUCUACAAGUCAGCCAAGACCCAGAGGGGUCCUCUGCGAGACGACUGGAUAGAAGAGUACAACAACAACCCGGGGAAGACCCCCAUCAUGUGUGCCUACAAAUUGUGCAAGGUGGAGUUCCGCUAUUGGGGCAUGCAGUCGAAGAUUGAACGCUUCAUUCAUGAUGUCGGACUGAGAAAGGUGAUGGUGCGUGCCCACCGGCAGGCCUGGUGCUGGCAGGAUGAGUGGUACGGUCUGACAAUGGAGGACAUCAGGCAACUGGAGCUGGAAACUCAGCUGGCCCUGGCCAGUAAGAUGGCCCAGUUCAGCCAGGCUGAUGAGGCCACCGAGGCCAACGGAGGUGCUCCGUCCCCAGACAAAGACCAAGAGGUUAAAGAGGCAAUCAGCUCCAUUGAAGCGGAGGAGGUGGUUGUCAGCUCAAGAGGAGAGACUCUGCAGCCACGAGGUGUACUCACGAAACAGUGGUCCACCUCCUCCCGGUCGUCUCGCUCAUCCAAGAGAGGCGUGAGCCCGUCACGUCACAGCAUCUCCGAGUGGAGGAUGCAGAGCAUUGCGCGAGACUCGGACGACAGCUCGGACGAGGAGUUCUUCGACGCUCAUGAGGAUCUCUCAGAUGGCGAGGAGGUCUUCCCAAAGGAAAUCGCCAAGUGGAACUCCAACGACCUCAUGGACAAGAUUGAAACCGCAGACGCAGAAGAAACUCAAGAUGAGCGUUUCAAGGAAAUGACCGUGGAUUAUGAAAGAGCGACCAGCGAGGAAAGACUAGAUGAGGAGAGCUCUUCCCAACAGUGCCUGCAGCCUUCCAAGAUCCAUGUGCUUAUCUUGGUGCUGCACGGAGGAAACAUCCUGGAUACAGGUGGAGGGGACCAGAACAGCAAGCAGGCAGACGUUAAUACGAUUAGUACGGCUUUUGACACAGUCAUGCGUGUCCACUAUCCUGCUGCGCUGGGGCGCAUCUCCAUCCGUUUGGUACCGUGCCCCGCCAUCUGUGCCGAGGCCUUCUCCCUGGUGUCCAACCUGAGCCCUUACAGCUAUGAUGAGGGAUGUCUGUCCAGCAGCCAGGACCACAUCCCGCUGGCAGCGCUGCCCCUCCUGGCCACCUCUGCUCCACAGUACCAGGAGGCCGUGGCCACCGUCAUCGCCAGAGCAAACCAGGUGUUUGCCGAUUUUCUAAAGUCUCUGGACGGGUCUGCCUUCUCUGGCCAGGUGUGUCUCAUCGGAGACUGUGUGGGAGGAAUCUUGGGAUUCGAUGCUCUGUGCAGCAGCAAUCAGACAGUAAAUGAAAGUCAGAACAGCAGCCGCAGGGGCAGCGUCGUCAGUGUACAGGAUCAGGACCUGCUAUCUCCUGGGAUCAUUAUCAACUGCGGGCACGGGUCAUCCUCUCCGACCCUGGAGGGCAGUCGCCACCUCAGUCGCAGUAACAUUGACAUCCCUCGUGCCGGUGCAGGUGAUGACACCAAGAGACAGCUGCCACGCAAGAGAAGUGACUCCUCCACCUACGAACUAGACACAAUAAAACAUCAUCAGGCCUUCCUGACCAGCUUACACUCCAGCGUCUUGCGGAGCGACGCGGCCUCCCGCAGGUCAAGCAGCAGCACUAUGCUGGAUGGAUGCUCCCUGGGGAAGUUUGACUUUGAGGUGUCCGACUUUUUCCUCUUUGGCUCUCCGUUGGGCUUGGUGCUUGCACUGAGAAAGACUGUCAUUCCUAUGCUGGAUGUGGCCCAGCUGCGGCCGGCCUGUCAGCAGGUCUACAACCUGUUCCACCCAGCCGAUCCCUCAGCCUCCCGCCUGGAGCCUCUGCUGGAGAGGAAAUUUCACCUCCUGCCUCCUUUCAACGUGCCCCGUUACCAACGCUUCCCCCUGGGAGAUGGAAACUCUGCCCUCCUGGUGGAGACAGUCCAGAGCAACGCUCAGCUGCUACUUGACAGCGGGCCUCCCCUGUCCCUUCGCUGUCAGGAGACCAUCAGUGAGACCUGCAUCCCUGUGCCUGUGCUAAACUGGCAGGAGGGCUCCCUCAAAGCCACACCCGCCACUAUGGAGUCGGAUGUUGUUCAGUCUCAUGGUGGUGUCUUCAUGGACAGUUCGUACCCCUCAUCCCCCGUUACGGGCCCCCUCUCCCGGGGCCAGCGGAGGGCCAGUGAGGUCAGCAUUGCCAGCCAGGUCUCAGGAAUGGCAGACAGUUACACUGCCACCAACAUAGCCAACACCAAAUCAUGCCAAAUUAACCAAUCCAAAAAGAUCAGCCUUUUGUCCCAACUCGCCCUAUCGUCACAAAAUAAAUUCUUCCUGAGAAGUCCUCCUAAGUCACGUAAGAAAUCAAAGGCUGGCCAGGCUGCGGGACCCCCUGAUGCAGAUCUAAUGGCAGAGCUGGACGCUGAGACAGACACCAGGGAAGGUCUAAGUCCCAUUGGCCAGUACGAGAAUUGCCUGUCAGCGGGGUUGGACUGUGCUAUAUCUGAUCUGGUCUCAAUGGACUCUCAGGCUGAAGUGGACCAAGUUGCUGCACGUUGGUGGGGCACAAAGCGGCUGGACUUUGCCCUGUACUGCCCAGAUGCUCUGACCGCUUUCCCCACGGUGGCUUUGCCACAUCUCUUCCAUGCAUCAUACUGGGAGUCUACUGAUGUCGUGUCUUUCCUCCUGAGACAAGUUAUGAGGCAUGAAAACUCCAGCAUCCUGGAGCUUGAUGGGAAAGAAGUAUCUGAAUUCACCCCCUCCAAACCUCGAGAGAAGUGGCUCCGCAAGAGGACUCAUGUAAAGAUCAGGGUAGGCAUCAGAUCUACAAGAGAAGACAGUUUCAAGAAUGUGACGGCCAACCACCGGGUGAACGACGCUGUGUUCACUGAAGACAGUCAGCAGGUCAUGGCAGGUCGCUUCAUGUACGGCCCUCUGGACAUGGUCACCUUGGCCGGGGAGAAGGUUGACCUCCACAUUAUGACCCAGCCUCCAUCAGGAGAGUGGGUGUACUUCAACACCGAGGUGACAAACAGCAGUGGCCGUGUGUCUUUUAUCAUCCCAGAAGAUAAGCGCCUGGGCAUCGGAGUCUACCCAGUUAAAAUGGUUGUCAGGGGUGACCACACCUUUGCAGACAGCUACCUGACAGUUAUUCCGCGCGGCACAGAGUUUGUGGUAUUCAGUAUUGACGGGUCUUUCGCUGCCAGUGUGUCGAUCAUGGGCAGUGACCCCAAAGUGCGGGCAGGAGCUGUGGACGUUGUCAGGCACUGGCAGGAUUUGGGCUUUUUGAUCAUCUAUGUAACAGGACGUCCAGACAUGCAGAAGCAGCGGGUAGUGGCUUGGUUGUCUCAACACAACUUCCCUCACGGCAUUGUCUCCUUCUGUGACGGCCUGGUCCAUGACCCACUCAGACACAAGGCCAAUUUCCUCAAGGCUUUGACCGAGGCUCAGAUGAAGAUUUUGGCCGGCUACGGAUCAACCAAAGACAUCUCGGUCUACACCUCCAUUGGCCUCCCUCCCUCCCAAAUAUACAUUGUCGGCAGGCCCUCUAAGAAGAUGCAGUGCCAGUUCAUCACAGAGGGCUACGCAGCUCAUUUGUCUCAGCUGGAAUACAACCACCGCUCUCGGCCAGUCAAGUCCAGCAGUGCACGCAUGGUGCUACGUAAAGGCAGCUUCGGUUUGGGCGCGAACAGUGACUUCCUGCGGAAGAGGAACCACCUGCUUCGCACCAUCUCCGCCCAGCCAGCCCCCACGUCCCCGACGGGUAGCAUCCACAACAGACCCGAGCGCACGCAGAGCCAAUCAGACAGCGAGCGGCUGGAGCGGGAGCGAAUGGAGCGCACUCACAGCCACAGUCAGGGAGCGACCCAGCGCAGCAUGAGCAUCACAGCGACCUGCUGGGGCCGCAGCAGCAGCACCAAGUUAGAACCAGGACUUCUCAGCCCAAAAUGAGAUUAGAUGGACAAUAUGAGAGUACUGUUGGGAGAGUGACUUAUAGAUACAGUGCUGAGGAGGAGACACCUGACGUGAGGAUUAAAAGAAAGAGCGGAAAACAGUUGUCUUGCAACAAAUGGAUAAUUAUCACAAGGAAAACCAUAGGUGCUACGAACCACUCUUUAUAAAACUAACGCAAGUCACACUUAUGGACAGAAACUUAGGCUAUAUUUACUAUAAAUCACACCUAAACAACUCUACAGGCAUUUCAAGAAGCAUCUUUCCGAAGAAGGAACAUGCACACAAGCAGGCAUAGCUAUUAUUGUAGGAAUCCAGACUGUUUCUACUGUUUAGUAAAGAUGUAUCGGUUUUGAAUACAAGGCCGGUUUCCUCCUGCAACAGGCCUUUGGACUUGAGGUGGUUACACAUAAAAAAGAACCCCAGGCUUGUGUCUGGUUCACGUUCUGAUACGACACUGUAAGCACAACAAUUACUAUAGAGAAAGACUUUUGCGAAAAAAAUUGUUUGGGAAAUGUUAUAGUCUGAGAGGGUAGCUGAGAAUCAGGUCAAACUGGACUGAGUCUGUUUCUUUUCUGGGUUUGACCGCACAAAACAAUCAUUGAGGCCCAAUGAAUCUUUGUCAGAACUUCUUGAAGAAAAUUGUUGUCAUGUAUGUAUGAAAAUUGUUGUCAGUAUGGUGAUUUAAAAGCCAAAUAGAUAUUAUUUGAGCUGCUACGUCUUGCAAUAUAUGUAAAGCAAUUACGAACACCAAUGACUAAACGAUGUUUCACCGAACCAUACAGUCCAGUUUUGCUGGUUUUCUAGUUGUCCCUCACACAAAGGAGUCGUCCAAAAAACCACAUGAAGCAAACUGCGAAAAUUACCCCUUUAAAUAUGGUUGCAGCUGAAACUGUUCAUGGGUUUUUAUAGCAUUUCCCCAAACCGCACCAGACUGCGCAGCUGCACCUUCCAAAAACCUAAAGUACGACUCCACUAUAGGGAAAAGUCCCUCUACCCUACGGUUGAUGUGCCAAAGCAAACAGUAUGGAAUAAAAUACUGUACAUGGACAGAGAGGAAACGGUGAGCGUGUCCUGUGUAAAAAUGGAAAACAUUGUGUAAGUAUGUAGUCGAUUGCCUUAACAAGGCUUGUACAAAAUUGUUAUAUUAUAGUGCAGAUCUGGUAUCUGGUCCACUGAAGACCAGUUUCAAGUGUCUUCUUUCCUAUGGGGGUUAACACUGCCUCAUUAAGGAUACACUCUAUUGAUUUACGAUGAUAAUUAUUGUUAUUUAUGAUUAUAGAUUCUUUAAAUUGUAUUGAUUAUGUGAACAAAAUGUGUUUUAAGAUUACUUUAGCUAUGUUGUCUUUUUUUUUUCCUUUUUUUUCUUUUUUCAAUCUUCAGUUGCAGCGGCCAAAACUCAGAGAGGUCUUUGCCUGGCACAGUAUUGUAUUUUUAUUAUUUUAUCUUGCAGAUCACCAGAAUUGUAUCAACAUAACUGCUACAUUGUGUCAUAUAUAUAUAUAGAUAGAUAGAUAUAUAGAUAUAGAUAUAUCGAUAUAUCUAUAUCUAUAUAGAUAUAUAUAGUAUGUUUGUUAUUAUCUAUUUUGGAAAUUUGGGAUAUGGCUUCCCUCUGGUUAUCCCUGAGCUGUAAAUGAGGCGCUGAAUGUGCUCAUAGAUAAUCCUCCCUCGGUUAAGGUUUCUUUCUCUGCUCUGCUGCGCCGUGAGAGGAAGAAAAAAUCUGCAAAGUGUAAAUUCUGUACAAAAUGCUGUCAGAAGUCGGAACCCAGAGCUAAGUUUUACUUUAAUCUGUAGAGGCCAUUUAAUUUCUCUCUUAUUCAUUCAACAGAUGUUUAUUUGUCCCUCUAAUAUGUACAGAGCUGAAUGCAGUGGACCAAUGUGGGCUCAAGUGUGGGGGGAAACUUGCAAUAUUACUCAACCAGACCACCAGAUCAAACAGACUGUGUUGAAGACAUGUCACAGUGCAAUGACAAUCAGGUGAACAGGCACAUAUUCUACAGACAUCAAAUUGCAGAUUAGCUCAACGUGUCUCGGCGCGACACAAAUACACAUGCGAGUCCCUUUUACAAGGUAGAGAUAUUUCACACAAGUUCCACUGAUCUGAUAAUGGUAUGGGAGACAUAUUACAGUAGGUUUAUACUUGUGGGGACACAUGCGCAGUCUUUAAUUAUGUUGAGAUGUUUUGUCCUUUUCAGCACAUGGGUGUCUAGAUUAGCCCACAUGCCAUUUACUGUACGAGUGACCUAAAUCAAUCAACACUUACCUAGCUAAAAAAUAAUGCACACGACAGCCCUGCAACACUUACUUUUAUAAAGGUCGUAAUAUUUGUGAGAUAUGAGUGUCGAUUCAAGUGAAAAGUCAUUUUAGGUACUACAGUUCAUGGUGCUGUUGUGUUGUUAUACUGAGAGGAGUUUCUAAUAUUUCAUCCACGUCAGUGAGUGUAGAUCAAAUAUCAGACGACUGAGUGAACAUCCUCGUGCUAAAUUACCUGUAACCUCCCUAACUCAGACUGUCUCUUCGAUCCUGGUGAAUGAUGUAGUUCAUACUGCACUACUGUCCCUCUGCAUUCUGACUCAAGAUUAGGUUUGAAGCCAUAUAAACAGGUCUUAGAGAAGCUGCUAUUUAAAAUAAUGGCCGUUUGUACAUUCAUAGUGAUUAGGAAAAAAAGAACAGGCAAUGCUGGAAAACGUGCACUCGUGUAAAGUUGGCAACUACUGAACCAUAGUCCCUUCCUCAGAGAUCCGAAUUGCCUGGAUAUUAAAAAAUCCAGAGAAUGUAAAGACAAAGCGGUGCGGUCAUCUGUGGAGUUUGGAUACCUCUGGGCAGACACUCGCUUCGAUUCUGCUACUGACACACUUUACCAGAGGCCUUACAUUUCCCUUUUCUGCCUUACAUCAACCAUUGUGUUGCGAGGCCAAGAAUGGACGCCCAAACUGACUUUAGACAAAUAGGAAAAGGUCAUAUUUUCUUGAAAGACUGUGGUUUGCUUCACGUUAAAGGAAGUGUAAAAAGGAGAAACGUUUUGAGAUAUGAUUUACCAACAUUAGGCAACCCAUCGCUGUCUCAAGCUCUCCCCCCGGGUAACGCAAUGCCACAGUUGUUUUAUCACCAGUUCACAUUCACAAUAUACACACAACAUACCUUGGUAAAUUAAGCUUAGGAAAUAUUUUCAUUGUACAGGUUGUGUAUCUUGUAGGUUUUGGAUAAUUGCAUUUUAUCCAUUCCCUUGUGUUUUUAUGUACAGUGUGUAAAGAUCAUAUAAAGAACGACUAAGUUA
Messenger RNA from Scophthalmus maximus (turbot), 8550 nucleotides. RefSeq names its product membrane-associated phosphatidylinositol transfer protein 2. The transcript is spliced from 26 exons. Gene Ontology annotation, cellular component: cytoplasm. Gene Ontology annotation, biological process: phospholipid transport. Bases 891 to 5273 code for a protein of 1460 amino acids. The record is from RefSeq and is a predicted model, not a curated record. NCBI's taxonomy places the organism in Eukaryota, Metazoa, Chordata, Actinopteri, Pleuronectiformes, Scophthalmidae. Gene Ontology annotation, molecular function: phosphatidylinositol binding; metal ion binding; phosphatidylinositol transfer activity.